Molecule: messenger RNA, 1491 nt
Organism: Carica papaya (papaya)
Lineage: Eukaryota; Viridiplantae; Streptophyta; Magnoliopsida; Brassicales; Caricaceae
Source: RefSeq, a predicted model, not a curated record
AUGGAUCGAAGAGAAGUUGAUUGUUUGCCUGAAGAUAAUUACAUUGUUGAUACAGAUCAGUAUAACGAUGACAUCUACGAUUUUGCAGAUACUGGUGAUAUCGAAGAAGAUCAAUCAAAUGAUCGAACGAAAUUUACAAUAUUUACUGAGAUCAAUGUACUUCAACAAGUGAAGAUCGAUAUCGAAGAAGUAUCAAUCGUGCUAUCAAUACCCAAAUCGCAGGCAUGUAUUUUACUCCUCAAUCAUAACUGGAAUACUGACGAAGUAUAUGAUAAAUGGUUUUCUAAUGAACGUGAAGUUCGUGAAAGGGUUGGUUUGCGAACUGAGAAUUUAUCUAAAGUUUUAGCUUUUGGUGGUGUUUUUACUUGUGGGAUCUGUUUUGAAUCCUAUAAUCAUGAUAAGAUUCGAUCAGCUUCUUGUGGUCAUGGCUUUUGUCAAGAUUGUUGGGCUAGUUACAUAAACACGGCCAUUAAUAAUGGUUAUGGUUGUUUGAAUUUGAGGUGUCCGGAGCCAUCUUGCAACACAACUGUCUACCCGAGCAAGGUUUUGGGGUUCGCCACUAAGAGUAAAACUAUAAAGUGGUGUCCUGCUAUAGACUGCAAACUUGCAAUUGGUCUAGUUAUGGUAGGGGAUAACGGAAUUCAUGAUGUAUCAUGUGAAUGUUACCAUAAAGUUUGUUGGCAUUGUGGUCAUGAGGCUCACCGUCCUGUAGACUGUGACACAAUGAAGCGAUGGAUGGUGAAAAAUAAGUCAGAUGAGGGUAACAUGAAGUGGAUACAAGCUUUCACAAAACCUUGCCCCAAAUGUUUGAGGCCGAUCCAGAAGAACGAGGGUUGUAUGCACAUGACUUGUAAACCUCCUUGUAACUUUGAGUUUUGUUGGUUGUGCCUGACUCCUUGGGAAAUUCAUACAGAAUGCAUUAGGCGUGAUAAAAUAAAGGAGAGAGAGAAAGAGAACCUGAGGGAGUCUCUGAGGAGAUAUGAACAUUAUUCCGAGGAUUGGCUAAACAACAUGAAGUUUAUGAGAAAAGCACAAGAUGAUUUAGAAUCAACUAAAAGAGAAGAUAUUCCAAUAUUGUGCAACAAGCAACAUUUGCCAAAGGAAAGACUCAACUUUUUGGUAGAGGCGUGGCAACAGAUUGUGGAGGGCAAGAGGGUGUUGUCAUGGACAUAUGUUUACGGAUAUUACUUGUCUUGCAAUAAGGAUGAGGCACCAAAAAAGGAGUUGUUCAAGUUUUUACAAUUGCAAGCCGAGCAUAUUGUGGAGAAGCUGCAUGAAUGUGUCAAAAAAGAAAUAACAACCUUUCUUAAUGAUUGCAAGAAAAAGUCAACCCGAUCAAGUAAAAAUUUUGACCAAUUUAGUGAAAAGUUAGUGAAUCUUACUAUUGUGACUAAAACCUACUUUGAAAAUCUAAUAACCGCACUAGAGAAUGGACUCUCAGAUGUAAUCAUUCCACCUCGUCGUGCCGCCAAAAAACGCAGAUUAAAGUAG